AUGCCGGCAUCUUGUGCUGUGAUCACAUUCCCAAUCGUGUGUCAGACAGUAUUCAUUCUCUUCAUAAUUGAAUGCGCGUUCCGAUUCAUCAAUUACAAAUGGUUUAAUAACAGUCACCCCCAAGUUUGCGGUUGCGUCUGCCACAAAACCGAAAUGAACACGGACUCCCAGCAAUCCCCAAACUCAGAGAAUAGCGACAAAACCAACCUCCCCGAGUUGAAUCUGGGCAUGCAGGAGUAUCCCAUACCCUACUGGUCCUCAUCGAACAACAAUAGCAACAAUAACAACAGAAACAACACAAUAAACCCACUACCUACGCGAGCCAUAGACAACCGGGAGAGAAAUGGUAAAGCAGAAGGGCUAGCCAAGAAAAUCGUGGACAAGUGGGAAGAAAAUGGUAUCAUGGAGGUAAUAGCCAGAACGGUCGUUGAGAACUGGGCGAGGAACGGGACGUUGGAGCAGGUGGUUACUGCGGGACAGUGGAGGCAGAAGUUGAGGGAGUUGCGGGAUGGUGCUCGUCAGAGGGCUCUUGCUGUGACUCCGUCCUCUGAAAAAGGGGGAUAUCAAUAGCAGAUGAAAUGAGAGGUUGGUAAAACUGGUAUCUGUCUUAAAGAUGCGCAAUUGGUUGGUGAUUAGAGGAACUCUGCCGUGUCAUUUCCAACCCGAACACCUCGGCUUUCCUGUCUGUCCUGAAGAGUGGGAGGGGACGCUAUCUGGUUUUCAAUUGAGGUUGGAGGC
This is a messenger RNA of Aspergillus glaucus CBS 516.65, 738 nucleotides long. RefSeq lists its product as uncharacterized. The coding region runs from base 1 to 570 and encodes 189 amino acids. The record is from RefSeq and is a predicted model, not a curated record. The transcript has 2 exons. Lineage: Eukaryota; Fungi; Ascomycota; Eurotiomycetes; Eurotiales; Aspergillaceae.